AUGAGUGGAAGUUUUCGUUUGUCGUCAUCAGAAAGAAUUGAAGUUGUGAAAUGGUAUGCCAUUUAUCAAAAUGCAGCUGAAUUUGCUCGUCAAUUUCCACACCGAUUUGAUCGUGACCCUCCAACGCGAAAAGUCAUUCUAGAUCUUGUACGAAAAUUCGAUAAAACUGGAAGCGUCGAGGAUGUCGCUAGGCCUGGUCGAUCCAGAUCUGUUACCACUGACAUGAGCAGAGAACGUGUUCGACUCAAUUUUCAACAAAAUCCUGAAAGCUCAACAAGAAGAGCUGCCGUAGAAUUGAAUUUAUCUCGAACUAGUCUUCGACGAAUGAUGAAGUAA
Messenger RNA from Rotaria socialis, 336 nucleotides. The record is from the annotation of a GenBank genome assembly. Lineage: Eukaryota; Metazoa; Rotifera; Eurotatoria; Philodinida; Philodinidae.